AUGGAAUCUUCAAAUCACCUUCCAAAUAAAGACAGUGAUACAGUAUCAGUGACACCAGUAGAGUUCAGCAACUAUCAAUGCGAGAUAAACCCUGGAUUUAACGAUUUUUUAAAAAAGUCAGGAUUCGAAGAUUUUGGAUUCAAGUUCAAUGUUGUCACAAUUUUGGGAUCACAAAGUAGCGGGAAAAGCCAUCUUCUCAAUAGCCUUUUCAAUGCUAGUUUCCAGACGAUGGACGCAUCGAAAGGACAUUCUCAAACAACAAAAGGAAUUUGGGGAUCAUUAGUAUUAUCUAAAGAUACUAGCAUGAAUGCUACAGUAGUAUUUGAUUCAGAAGGAACAGAUUCGAGAGAAAGAGGAGAAGGGAGACUAACAUUUGAACAUAGAUCGUCAUUGUUCUGUCUAGCCUUAUCAGAUGUAGUAAUAGUAAAUAUAUGGUAUAAUUCAAUGGGAAACCUUACAGGUUCAAACUAUGGACUUUUAAAGACUGUAGUAGAGGCUAACUUGGAACUAGUUGAUACAAAUAAUGAAGAAAACUAUAAAACGGUUUUGUUUUUCUGUGUUCGGGACUGGUCACCAAGUCUAUCUCCAUUGAAUGUGGUGAAAGACUAUGUGUUAAACAAUUAUAUGAGCAGUAUUUGGAACGAGAUAUCAAAGCCUGCUCGAUUUGAAAAUUUGGGAGUUGAAUCGUUGUUUGAAAUCAGAGUUUUCGGGCUAUCAAAUGCAGUCACACAGUCGGAAUCGUUCGAGAUGGACGUCAAGGAGGUUAAAAAGACAUGGAAUAGCCUUAAACCUAGAGAAUAUUCAAGAAGAGUGCCAUCAGAUGGAUUCUUUGUGUACUCGAAAAAUGUAUGGAAGACAAUCAUAGAACAGAACCACUUGGACAUACCCACGCAGAAGGAGAUGCUUUCAAGUUAUAGAUGUUCAGAAAUAAAAACAAUGAUACUAGAGUCAUUAACGAACGCGUUGCCAGAACUAAAAGAGAAGGAUUUUAGUGAAUAUUUAAUGGGCCUAUUAAAGAAAGUUGAGAAUCAAUAUUUUUCACAGGCAUCUAGAUAUGAUCCAGUAGUAUCAAAGAAAGUAGGGAAGGAAUUAUUAGAACAAGUAUGCCGGAAGUUCCAACCCUUUUUUGAAUCAGCAUUGGGCGAUUAUGUAAAGAAACUAGCAGUUGAAUCAUCAUCUCUACUGGAUAAGGAGUUUUCUGUAAAUUCAAGUGGAAAAGAACUUAAAGUAUCAAAUGCAAGACCAUAUACAGUGUGGCCGAAUUUUAGUAAGAAGUGCGAAGAGUUACAAAAGAAACAGACCGAAAAGUUGAGUCAUCAUUUGAGUUCAUUCAAAGUUACAUUUAAAAGUACAGUGUCAUUUGAAUUUGAGUUUGAGUAUCAGCCUCUGAAAGAUCAUCUGAACCUGUUAGUUUCAUCAGAGUUUGAGGUUUUGAGAUCAAGACAUUUAGAACUUCUGAAGCAGCAGUUAGAUUCCAUGUGCAAUUCAUGUUUUGCACUAGUAAAGAAUAACAUGAUGGAUCGUUCAUUAAAUGAGGAUCAAUUCUGGGAUUACUUUGACGAACUGUUUGACGAAACACAUAAAAACUGCGUAGAUCAACUGACAACAAGUUACGUAGGAUUAGUGAAGGGUGCAACUAGAACCGAAUUUGAGCAAUUGUCACUUGUAUUGCUACUAAAGGCAACCCAGAGUAACUUUGAGGAGUUGCAGAAUAAUCUUGAACAACUACUCUUGGAAAGAUUUGAUAAGUUCUUCAAUUACCAAGAGUUUAAGGGAGAGUUGAUACCAACAGAAUGGCACAAACAAUCAGCCCAGGAGUUGAAUAAUAGAUACAAAGAAUCCAAAGAAGAUGCGUUAACAUUACUCCAAGUUUUAAAAACCACAAAAACUAAGAAGUUACCAUCAUUUGAUGCAAACUAUGUGAAGAAAAACCAAUAUUUCUACUCUACACUGGAGGGGCCAGUUAGUGAUAAGUAUAGUAGCCCACUAACGGAACAAUUUACAAUAGAGCUUACUAACUCAUGCUCCAAAAAGUUUAUGGAAAUGUACAAGAAUGCACAGGUUGUUCAGAAUGCAGGUACAUCAGUAAGUUCAUGGAGGAAUAUACCACCAGUGUUCUGGCUUGUGUUACUGGUUCUGGGAUGGAAUGAAUUAAGAGCCGCAUUUAGAGUUCUUCUAAAGUUCUAUAUACUCAUUCCACUGCUAAUAGUAUCCUAUUUCACAUUCAGCUAUUCAGCAAAUAAGUUACUCGGCCCGAAAGCAAAUGAAUAUGUGAAGCCGGUGAGGGAUAAGGCCCUGAGUCUAUUAACAGCCCUAUUUGCUUGGUUUGUAAGGACGUUACACAUGAUUGCCAGCAAAUCAAGUAGUUUUAAACAACAAACAAAAAACUUGAAAAUGGCUAAAAAGGGAAAUAAGAACAGGGAUUCCGAUGAUGAAUAUGUUGGAAAGACUGUGACUAAGUCAUCUCACAGCAUUUACAAACACAGGGAACCCAUGGACAUCAAUUUGAUCGUCGACCACGACGAAGUUGAGGCUGAAAAGAAUAAUUUGCCGUGCUGGAGGGCCGCUUACGCCUCUGGACCUGCUCGGCCUCAAAGGCACCUCUGUGUAAUAUGUGGAUUCUUCGCAAACUACAAGUGCAGAAACUGUGCAACCAGGCGAAUUGAGGCCAUCAACAGCUACUACUGCAGCUUGCGCUGCCUCGAGGUACAUAACGAGACCAACUGCGGGAAGGCUGUACACUUGGCACAGUGGUGA
Molecule: messenger RNA, 2757 nt
Organism: Theileria annulata
Lineage: Eukaryota; Apicomplexa; Aconoidasida; Piroplasmida; Theileriidae
Exons: 10
Coding region: 1-2757 (918 amino acids)
Biological process (GO): endoplasmic reticulum membrane fusion
Cellular component (GO): endoplasmic reticulum
Molecular function (GO): GTPase activity; GTP binding
Source: RefSeq, a predicted model, not a curated record